CUUCUGUUUUGACAGCUGUCAAGAUUUUUAAACAUUUUUAUUUUUUUGAUGUGAAACAUCAUUAAUUACCUGGUAGAUAAUGAGGAUUAAUAUGAUUAGAGAAGAUAUUUGACUAUUUUUUCGUAAACUAUCGGAUUUCUAAAUGGUGUAACUAGGCUACAAUGUUAAGGAGACUUUUGAACACUGUGAUCGAAACUACUUCUCAGCCAACAGAAGCUAUAUUUUAUCCUAAUCCUUUUACAAAGAAAGAAACGUUACAGUUUGGCUGGUUGACUAACGUUACACCAUGUUUCCCAAUAAAUGCCAAAAAUAUUACAAUUUUGACCGAACCCGAACAGUUUUAUAAUACUUUACUAAAAUUUUGCCGCGAUGCAACAAAGAGAAUCACAUUAGUAAGUCUUUACCUAGGCAAUGGCAAGUUGGAAGAGAAGAUUGUAGAAACAUUAAAAAAUAAUGAUCAUUUCAAAAGCAACCAUUUAAAAAUAAAUAUUUUAUUGGACUACACAAGAGGUAGUCGAUUUGAAAAUAAUUCAAGGACAAUGCUACAGCCUUUGUUACUAGAAAAUGAUUCCAACUGUAAAGUUUCUUUAUAUCAUACCCCGGCCUUACGUGGAUUAUUGAAAAAAUACACCCCUAAUCGUUGGAACGAACUUCUAGGACUACAACACAUGAAACUAUACAUUUUUGAUGACACUUUAAUCAUAAGUGGUGCUAAUUUAUCAAAUGAUUAUUUCACCAAUAGACAAGAUAGGUAUUUCGUAAUAAAAGACAAGAGACUAAGCGAUUUUUAUUCGGGGUUAGUGAGCAGGGUGCAGAGAUUUAGUCUGCAAAUGGACAGGAACAAUAAUGUCGGGAUGAAUGAAGAAUGGAAGCAUGCACCUUAUGAGGGUAAUAAAACUGAAUUUGUUGAAAAAGCUGGGGACACUAUUGAGCAGUAUUUGUUGGAAGCCAAAGAUGAACAAAACGUGCAUAAACAGGAAGGUUUUGACACAUGGAUUUUACCAAUGGUACAAAUGGGUCAGUUGGGCAUUGAACAAGACGCGCAAAUUACAGAUAAGUUGUUAUCUGAAGCACCAAACGGUAGUAAAUUGGCUAUAGCCACUGGUUAUUUUAAUCUUACCACCCAGUAUAUGAAUACUUUAAUAAAAAAGUCGCAAGCACGGUGUGAUAUUCUCAUGGCUCAUCCCAAAGCAAAUGGUUUUCUUGGGGCGAAAGGGCCGGCUGGGGGAAUACCCUGGGCUUACUCUCUAAUAGCACAAAAAUUCCAAAAACAGGUUAUAAACAACAAGCAGCAGUUUCGAAUAAAUUUACUUGAAUACCUUAGAAACGGCUGGACCUACCAUGCGAAAGGGUUGUGGUACUAUUCGCCGGAUAGUCAAUAUCCAUGCAUGACUCUAAUUGGUUCCCCUAAUUUUGGAGAGAGAUCUGUCAAAAAGGAUCUAGAAACACAACUGUGUAUUAUUACGGAAAAUGAGGAAUUUAGUAAAAGGCUUCACAACGAGUGUAGCAAUCUUUAUAAAUUGGGUUUACCUGCUGAAACCGAAAGACCUAUACCGAAAUGGGUGCCCACAUUUGUGUACUUCUUCAGAAGCUAUUUUUAAUGUUGAUUUUUUCCUUGUUAAAUAUACAUAUUUAUAAAUGUUUUGAGAAUAA
Messenger RNA from Anoplophora glabripennis (Asian longhorned beetle), 1653 nucleotides. RefSeq names its product CDP-diacylglycerol--glycerol-3-phosphate 3-phosphatidyltransferase, mitochondrial (gene PGS1). The coding region runs from base 162 to 1601 and encodes 479 amino acids. The record is from RefSeq and is a predicted model, not a curated record. Gene Ontology annotation, molecular function: CDP-diacylglycerol-glycerol-3-phosphate 3-phosphatidyltransferase activity. Gene Ontology annotation, cellular component: mitochondrion. Gene Ontology annotation, biological process: cardiolipin biosynthetic process. Lineage: Eukaryota; Metazoa; Arthropoda; Insecta; Coleoptera; Cerambycidae. The transcript is spliced from 5 exons.